CUCGAGCCCCGCGGCGGAACUAUGUUUUUAAGAGGCCAUGCCCGAAGGGAUGCGCGGUCAAGAUGAACAACUGCGUACAUUUAUGCAAUGCUUGAUGUUACCAUCACCUCCGCCAGCGUCAAAGUCCGUGUCUUCCAAGAUGCUCAGAACUGUGCCUCGAGGUCAUGUCAGGAUAGAUCUUCCUUUUGACCAAGCAUUGGAACAGCUCACUGCCUGCAUUGUGCACGAACAGGUGCAGGAGAGGUCGAACAGUGGAUGGUCUGAGCGCCAGUUGAGGCGUCCUGCAUCCAGCAGCCAAGGGAGGCUGCGAGGUGCUGCGCAGCUGAAGCGUUCGCGCAGUACUGGUGGUUCUCCGUCGUCCAAGAGGGGAUUUGUGCCAGAAGGCACGUGCUUCAACAAUCCAUUUGGGCAGUGGCCCCGCACACCACCGCACCUAGUCGGAGUGAUGGGUGGAUCCUCCCUCACUUCCAGCCCAAGCCGUCCAAAGCGAGAAGCCUGGGGGAGUGAAGCUGAAGAGCCUGGAGACGCUGGAAAAGAAGGAGGAAAGGCAGCAAACAACCAGGACAUGGAUGAAGGCGAAAUGGACCUCUUGCGUCCCAAGACUCAUCCGCGACCACCCAAAAAAGGCCCAUCUAGCUCCAGCAAGCUGCAAGUCAACCAAGCGCGCAGUUCCAGCAGAGCUAGAAAGAAAACCUUGGCACCAAGUCCAUCUAGAAGAGCCAGCGACAAUAGCAGCGUGUCUGGCCUCUCCACUUUAGGAACGCUGAAGCUGGGGAGUGAGGGCAGCUCCGCAUUCGGUUCUCGAGAGCCGUCCAAAGUCAAAGGCACUCUGCUCUCACAGACGUGGCCGAUGGGCCAGCAGUAUCUUUCUCCAGAGGUGCCGGUCGUCGAGGAAGAGCAAAAUAGAGCAAAGGACUUCACCGAGCAGGCUCUCGCGGUCAAGCUUUGCUUGCCUUUGGAAGUUGCAAAGCAGGCCGCCGAGUGCUUCAAACAUCAUGCACAGUGUGAUGCAAGUGAUCGGCCUGACCUUUGGCGACUGAAACGCUCGGACUUCGAGAAGGUCCUGUGUGAAAUCUUUUGCAUUUCCAGUGUGCAAGAGCUUCCGGACCACUUUGUCAGCAAGGUCUUCCACUGCGCGGACGUAACCAGAAGUGGCGAUCUGGAUCUGGAGGAGUUCAUGUCUUGGUACACCACCUUCAGCUUCUCUGAGGAGCUUCUGCUGGGGAAGUCCACGAAGUCGAUACGGGACGUUGCUCGUCGAAUGGGCAUCAACCUGCUUGACAUUGAUCGGUACAAGAAGGUCUUCGACAGCUACGACAAGAACAAAAGUGGUGUUUUGGAGAUCGACGAGUUUGGGCCCAUGCUACAGCGCGUGCUCAAGAUACCCGCCGGCCAUCAGCUUCCAAGCUCUCAGAUCAAAAGCUAUUGGAAUAUGGCUGAUAGAGACAACAACGGAGUGAUCGAUUUCCCCGAGUUCUGCCAGUUCUACCUGAAGAUCUUCCGAAAGAACGGCGAGGAGAACUUCCAACUGGGCGACAUCUACCGAGGGAUUCGAAAUGUCCCGGUGAGACGGCGUGUCUCAGGUGCCGACUAGCUGCGAGACUGGCAGGGACCACAAGAAGCAAGCUUUUUCCUUUUUGUGAAGACUCCAUAAGCCUGCGACUUGUGCCUGUACUCUCAAAGCCUAAGUUUUAAACCUCAUGCAUCCUCCAAAGGAGACCCAGCAGGG
This is a messenger RNA of Durusdinium trenchii, 1729 nucleotides long. NCBI's taxonomy places the organism in Eukaryota, Dinophyceae, Suessiales, Symbiodiniaceae. The record is from the annotation of a GenBank genome assembly.